UUCAAACUCAAAUUCUGAACUUAAACCGAAACCAUUCCUCUCUGGGUCUUCAAGCAAUUGACUUUUGCUUCAAAUUUCAUAACCGAAGUGGAGGAUCUCAUUCCAUCUUCCAUGAGUUUUCAAGACAUCCAAGGUGGACCCCACCCUCCAUCUCGCCGGAACCAGUCACCGGCGCAGGCCGUUGCCGCCGGAAUAUUCCAGAUCAACACUUCCGUUGCCACUUUCCGGCGACUCGUCGAUGCCGUCGGAACCGUUAAAGACACUCCCGAACACCGUCAGAAGCUGCACAAUACGAGGCAGAGGAUUUUGCAACAGGUGAAGGAUACUUCAGCUAAGCUCAAAUCCUUGAGUGAAUCUGAUCGUGGUGCUAAUUCCAAUGCUAGUCAGAAAAUUAAAGAUGCCAAGCUUGCUAGAGAUUUUCAAACGACAUUGCAAGAGUUUCAGAAAGUACAACAGCUUGCUUCUGAGCGAGAAUCUGCUUACACCCCUGCCUCCGCCUCUUCUACUUUACCAAUAAGCUCUGGCUCUGGUGAAGAAUCGACUGGAAUAGAUGUCGAAAGUCAACCUUUUAUUAGAGAACAGAAGAGGCAAGAGAUACUUCUAUUGGAUAAUGAAAUAUCAUUCAACGAGGCCAUGAUUGGUGAAAGAGAACAGGGAAUUAGAGAGGUAGAAGAGCAAAUUGGACAAGCAAAUGAAAUAUUCAAGGACCUUGCUGUUCUUGUUCAUGAUCAGGGAGUUGUUAUUGAUGACAUUCAAUCAAAUAUUGAUGCUUCUGCUGGUGCAACAACCCAAGCUAGGGUCCAGCUAGCCAAGGCUUCCAAAAGUGUGAAAUCCAGAACCUCAUGGUGUUGGUGGGUGCUUGUAAUUGUUGUUGUUGUGCUGGUCAUAUUACUUAUUGUCCUCAUUCUUUAGUGUGCAAGUGCAUACAACUGGGACAGAUUUUUUGUUCCGUAUUUGGUGUGUUUUGAGGUGUGAAGAGUGUUUUGACCAAAGGAAAGUGUUGGAAGGUACAGCAAUGGAGUUUGAUAUAUUGAUUGCAUCUGCAGCUGGAAGUUGGAAGAAGCUAGUGAGGUAAAGUGAUUUUAUUAAGAAAUAUUGUCCUUUGUAAUAUUGACCAGUGCAUGAAUACACAAGGAAAAAAAUAAGAAAGAAAACUCAAGAACAAUCACAAGCUGUGUAUGAUAAGGAACAAAUGAACUUCUUUACUCAUAAAA
Molecule: messenger RNA, 1214 nt
Organism: Vigna unguiculata (cowpea)
Lineage: Eukaryota; Viridiplantae; Streptophyta; Magnoliopsida; Fabales; Fabaceae
Product: syntaxin-22-like
Biological process (GO): intracellular protein transport; vesicle-mediated transport; vesicle fusion
Cellular component (GO): SNARE complex; membrane; endomembrane system
Molecular function (GO): SNARE binding; SNAP receptor activity
Source: RefSeq, a predicted model, not a curated record